GUGGUGAUUAUAACAAACGUAGAAGAAGAACGCGUUUCCGCUCUCUUUCUGGGGGAGAUUUGUUAUGGUUUUAACUGCAAGGUGAAUAUCUUAUGUUUUGAUAGACUGGAAAUCAGCUCCUAAUUUUGGAAAUGUUGUCAUACAACUCUUUACGGAUUGUGUGCCCAUUCCGGGCUUUACUGCACCCAAACUGGCUGAUGACAAACCGACAGAGUGUUAAUAAAACUGUUACAUGUUCAGCACAUUGUGUGUCUACCAGCUUCCCAAAGAAGGACACAUGGCAAAGACAAAAUAACCUCAAACCGACGGGAAAUGAAAGAAAGCUACAAUACUCGACAUAUGCAGCCAGUUCACCCAGGAAUUACUGCACAGGUCAAUUCAAACUGAACUGCUGGAAUUGCAAACAGCCUCUCGACCAAACACCUGCAUUCUUCUGCUUGACAUGCAAAGCAGUCCAGCCCCCAGAAGAAGACACAUCAUUAUUUAACAUCAUGGAUUGUGACUACAAAUUCUCACUGGACACACACAAGCUGCAGAAAAGAUACUUGCAUCUCCAGCGUUCUCUGCAUCCAGACAACUUCAGCCAGAAAUCUGUGGAAGAACAGGAGUAUUCAGAAAGCUACUCCGCUCUUGUGAACAAAGCUUACCACACACUGCUUAAGCCUUUGAGUCGUGGCCUUUAUAUGCUGGAGCUGAAGGGAAUGGUUAUUGAAGAGGGCACAGACUCCGGGGCUGAUCCAGAGUUUCUAAUGGAGCUGAUGGAGAUCAAUGAAGCCCUUGAUGAAGUUAAGACUCCAGAGGAAGCCAAUAAGAUCGGCCAACACACAAAAGGGAAACUGGCAGUCUUGACAGAAGAAAUAGACGCUGCCCUCCUUAAAGGAGAACUUCAAUCUGCCAAAGCCCUGCUUGCCCAAAUGAAAUACUUUGCAAACAUUGAAGAGAAAGUAAAGGAAAAACUUUCUGAAUUCAUGUAAUUGUACCCCCUAUUUAAUCGCUAUCACUUUGUUGCUUAUUUUAAACUAGUUCACAAAGUUUUGAAAAAAACACAAAAGUGAGUGUACAUUUGUCAUGGGAAUAUGUAAAUAUAAUAUUUAAAUGUAAUAAUAAAACUACUUGUUAUGCAUAAUACACAA
This is a messenger RNA of Trematomus bernacchii (emerald rockcod), 1133 nucleotides long. It is a transcript of the gene hscb, whose product is annotated as HscB mitochondrial iron-sulfur cluster cochaperone. Gene Ontology annotation, cellular component: mitochondrion. Gene Ontology annotation, biological process: [2Fe-2S] cluster assembly; protein complex oligomerization. Gene Ontology annotation, molecular function: ATPase activator activity; protein-folding chaperone binding. NCBI's taxonomy places the organism in Eukaryota, Metazoa, Chordata, Actinopteri, Perciformes, Nototheniidae. The record is from RefSeq and is a predicted model, not a curated record. The transcript is spliced from 6 exons. Bases 132 to 974 code for a protein of 280 amino acids.